This is a messenger RNA of Fusarium pseudograminearum CS3096, 1374 nucleotides long. RefSeq lists its product as uncharacterized. The coding region runs from base 1 to 1374 and encodes 457 amino acids. The record is from RefSeq and is a predicted model, not a curated record. Lineage: Eukaryota; Fungi; Ascomycota; Sordariomycetes; Hypocreales; Nectriaceae. The transcript is spliced from 5 exons.
AUGAAGUGGGUUUUUCCUUUGAUUUUGGCCUUUGUGCCUUGGGCAGUGGCAGAUUUUGGCAACACGACUGAGUUGCUCAAGACUCUGCCCAGUUGUUCAUCUCCUUGUUAUGAAGAUGCAUUUGGGAAAUCAGGAUGCAGUACUGCCGAUGUAGCCUGCUUGUGUGGAGGAGGACAAAAGACGAUCAAGACAGCUGAAGGAUGUGCCGCCCAAGCCUGCCAUGUCAAAGACAGCCUGACAACUCUUAACAUGACCUACACCUACUGCGAUUAUCCCGUCCGAGACAAGACCUCCAUCUUCAUAAACGUUACCAUCGUCCUCGGCGUCAUCUCCGGUGUUUCAAUUCUUCUCCGUCUCGGCACAAAAUACUUCCUCAGCAAUGCCGACUAUGGUCUCGACGACCUUUUCAUUUGUCUCACACUUCUUAUCGGAAUGCCUUCGACUGCGAUGAAUAUCCAUGGUACAGCCGGACAUGGAGAGGGUCGUGAUAUCUGGACCCUCGAAUUUGACACAAUCACCAAAUUCGGCUUUUAUUUCUGGCUCCUCGAAGUAUUCUACUUUGCCCAAGUCUCGUUCCUCAAGACGUCUUUGUUGUUCUUCUAUCUUCGCAUCUUUCCCGGUAAAGCGCAGAAGCUUCUCUGGGGAACCAUCAUUUUCAACACUGUGUAUGGUAUCGUCUUUAUUUUCGUGGCUGCCUUUCAGUGCACGCCUGUCAACUAUUUCUGGCUCAGCUGGGAUGGCGAGCAUAAAGGGACAUGUUUCAACAUUGCAUCUAUCGGUUGGGCAAAUGCAGCUAUCAGUAUCAUCUUGGAUUUUUGGAUGCUGGGCAUUCCGAUGUGGUACAUCCGUAAGCUCAAACUACACUGGAAGAAGAAGAUUGGUGUCGCCGCCAUGUUUGUCGUUGGAACUUUUAUCACCGUUGUGAGCAUCAUCCGCCUACAGUACAUCGUCCACCUUGGAUCUUCAACAAAUCCAACCUAUGACCAAACAGAUGUAUCGAUCUGGUCAACAGUGGAGAUCAACAUCGGCAUCAUCUGCGCAUCCAUGCCCGCUCUGCGGGUUCUUAUCGUCCGCAUCUUCCCAGCCCUCGGUGGCUCUUCCAACGACUCAAGCAAGUACAACAACUAUAGCGAAAACUACGGCCGCAAGUCACACGUAUUAAGUCGCAGUCGGGCUGCUCGUGUGGAGCUCCCUUCUGAAACAGGGGACUCAGACCACUCGCCUGAGCAUGGAGGAAUCGAAAUGCAUAGAACAUUUCAGGUGCAGUACAGUGAGAAUGAUGAGCAGAGUUUGGUCGACGGGCCGAACAGGUACAAUAAGACGCAGGUUGUAUCGGAAACAAGGAGGUCACGCGAUACCGGCGAUUCGCGAUAA